AUGGCGAAAUGGUUGCUCCCCGUGAACCAUCAGCCCCAGCCGGGGUCCGUUGGUAAGAAAUGGGAUAGGGAGGCACUGCUUCAAUGUGGAGCUAUAGGCACAACGCAGAAAUGGCGUCUCAAUCUUGAAGGAGAGAUUCAUCCGGUAUUUGCAAACUGGGCAGACACAAAGCAAGAACUAUUCCAAGAACUACGGCAGCCUCUCUUGUUGGCAAGCCGACUUGUCGAACACGCCGGUCUGGAGUGGAUAUCGGAUUUUCUGAUUGACGACAUCUUCAACGAACAUUACCCUGGAAGAGAAAAAUGUUCAUGCCCCCAACCUCAAUGUGAGCAGACAACGUUGCAGACGAUUGUCCGACACCACCAGGCCGAUUGGGCAUCCGAGGAACUCAAGAGGAGCUGGGUCAUUGAGGCGUCAGAAGAGCUAAAAAGGGGCCUUUCAAGGUCGGUAGAAUGGCAGCUCGACGCCGAUAUGUUUCAAAAGAAGGGUUGGGUUGGAUAUACAUGUCGCCAUCCGAGGGGCAAUCUCGCCCUUGACGAGCUCGAUGCGCGCGGUACUGUGGAAGAAUGGGAUCAUCGUGCCAAGAGGGCGCACCGCAAAGAACGCAAGUUGACACUGCUGGUCAUGGCCGAGUUCCCCAAGAGGCUCAAGGAUCUUCCCAAAGAUGGUGAGGAAUACAUACUGACGGCAUUCAUGACUGCCAUCACAUUAGUGCAUGAACUUGGUCAUGCCAUCUUCUGGAGAGACUUUCGGUCGCUGAGUCGAGGUAUGUCGGAGCCAUUCUACGGCGCAGAUCUAGAAAUGGAACUGGGCAGCAGCCUCAUUGCCGAGAUCUUUGGCGGUUGGGUUCCUGUACCCAUCAGCGACCCUGUCAAGUUUAGAGAAGAGCCGACUCUGAAAGCGGGUAUUGCUUGGCGGCAGCACUUGAGCUGGAAACAUCACAGGAUGAGGCCAAAAUAUAGAGCUCAUUACUCGAUUCCAGUAGAGUAUGUUGCCAAGCUCUUUACGCAACAAACGUGGGACAGAAGCGACAACCUUGGGUCACACAUUAAACCUCGGACACUUCUAAAAUGCAACAGCAAGGUUGGCGUGGAUCAUAGUGUUGAGCAAGAGAGGACUCAUGCAGCAGCGGCACUGGCAGAUUUCCACAUUGCCGGCGAAGGAUGGCGGUGGAAUGGAAGGGAAGGAGCACCAUUCCGUAUCCUUCAAUAUGACGGAUUUCUCUGGCCCGACCUUGAUUUGCCCGUGGCCGUCGACGAAGCCAUACACGAAGCCGAAGCGCCGGACCCGAUUCUUCUGCGAACCCGAGAGACCAAGCCGUCUACUUCACCUCCCAAGAUGGCAGCAGUCAGACGCCAGCACUCGCGCAUCGACAGCAUCCUCUCCGUGUCGUCCACCGACUCAAGCCCCAGCCUGAGCCCUGUCCGAGCGCCGAGUCGUCAGCGACUACCGGCCAGCAGAUUAUCACAGGCGCAUUAUCCCGUCCAGCGACUCAGCAGCAUCAACGUAGGCAGCCCUCUACAGGGGAAACCCGAGAUUACCGUCGAUGAGCUGAAGAAGCGGUUAUCUCGUCUAAUUGGUGUCUCUCUCGAGGAGAUUGAUGUCUUCUUUGCAGGCUCAUAG
Pestalotiopsis fici W106-1 is the source of this 1623-nucleotide messenger RNA. RefSeq lists its product as uncharacterized. The record is from RefSeq and is a predicted model, not a curated record. Bases 1 to 1623 code for a protein of 540 amino acids. NCBI's taxonomy places the organism in Eukaryota, Fungi, Ascomycota, Sordariomycetes, Amphisphaeriales, Sporocadaceae. The transcript is spliced from 4 exons.